This is a messenger RNA of Diabrotica balteata, 790 nucleotides long. The record is from the annotation of a GenBank genome assembly. NCBI's taxonomy places the organism in Eukaryota, Metazoa, Arthropoda, Insecta, Coleoptera, Chrysomelidae.
GAAAAAUGGUAUAGUACAGAUCGUACUAAAAUUAAAAAUUACACUGUAACUGCUUAGUAUAGAAUUAAAAAACUACUUAAAUGUUUCAAUGACAGGUAAAUAAUUAUCUAAACUUCAGUUCCGAUGUGACAUUUUUAAAUUUCGAAAAGAUAAAAUUUUUGUAAAAUGAAGCCUACUAAAAUGCAUGAUUUAGUAAAGCCUCUCUGUUGGUUAUUGGGAAAAUGGCGAUCUCUUAAUAUUAAACUAAAUCGUAAGUUACAUCUGCCAUAUUACUGCCCUCAGUUUAACGAAGAUAAACCAGAUACGUAUUCUGAACUAUUAACAUUUUCUGAAUGUGGUAUACCUUCAGUAAAAUACGAAGCAACUACAUGGAACUCCAAAAAUCUUUUUCCUCACAAACUGGAAGUUGGUCAUUUUAUGGUUCAUCCGGAUAAAAAACAUAUUUCACUUUUAGCUGCACACAAUAAUGGAAUGGCUGCUGUUGAACAAGGAAGUAUAAAAACGAAUUGUCUAGAACUUUGUACGUUAAAUGUGGCGAAUGCAGAUAUUAUGCAUAAACCCAUGCUUGCGUAUUCUAGAUCAUAUUCCAUAAAUAACCAAGGGCAACUAGUAUAUAAACUGAAAAUGAGAACGAAAGAUGAAUGCGAGUUAAAAGAAUAUGUACGAGUAAUGUAUGAAAAAAUUUAGUCAGAAAACAGGUUUUUAAGUUGUGUUUAUAUUUGCAGUAAAAUUUAUUAUUGUAAAUAUGUUUUAUCAUUAUUAAUAUUUAUAAUAAAAGAUAAAUAGGUAC